Messenger RNA from Tigriopus californicus, 1566 nucleotides. Its product is annotated as pro-resilin-like. Gene Ontology annotation, cellular component: chitin-based extracellular matrix. Gene Ontology annotation, molecular function: structural constituent of chitin-based larval cuticle. The coding region runs from base 369 to 1382 and encodes 337 amino acids. The transcript is spliced from 2 exons. Lineage: Eukaryota; Metazoa; Arthropoda; Copepoda; Harpacticoida; Harpacticidae. The record is from RefSeq and is a predicted model, not a curated record.
GUCCAUGCAAUGUGGUCAUCUUCGCUCGGGGUUCCCCAAAGAGCAAAUGGACGAGCGCAGGCCCCAUAGCACUCCAUAUCCAAUGACCUGCAAUCUUCCAAGUCAGGUAACAGCGGAAGUGACUCUGACGCACAAAGUGAUACUUGUUUGAGAAUCCAAUUUGGCGUAUGGGGUUUUCAACCACCUCAGGACCGGUAGUCAUCUUCAAGUAAAGACGAGGUCGUCGAUUGUAACGACUCUUGGCUCACACCGAGGACCUACCUUGAUAAAGGGAUGUGCUGAGCUUUUCUUCAAUACAGUUUGUUGAAGGUGGUUCGAGAAGCAACAUUCUACAGCAACAACGGAGUUUAGCCUAAAUAAUAUCUGGCAUGAAAUUGUUCACCUCUAUUGCACUGGCCCUUAUGGCCUCAGCUCUCAUUUCUUCUGUCAUGGGAGAGCAAGUGCUCAGAAGACGGGGUCGAAUUGUUCGAGUUCUGAAGAGUCGACGAGGACGAGGGAGCAAAUUUGGUGCACGACUGGCCAAGGAAGCUGUUAUGCAAAAUCAGAACAUUCAAAUCGAGGAAGUCCCAGCUGGUACCUUCUCUUUGGAAGAAGUUAGAUCCAUUGGUUCUAGAUAUGGACCUCCUCAGCAAAAUGCAGUGCCCGUGAGUUCUUAUGGAUCACCAGAACAAUCUCCAAUACAAACACCCUCUACCAGCUAUGGAGCUGCUGCCCCUGUACCAGAAAGGGUUGCAUCCUCAAGCUAUGGAUCUCCUCAAGUUGAACCAGAACCCAUCCAAGCUCCCUCCAACAGCUACGGAGCUGCUGCCCCUGCACCACAAAGGGCUGCAUCCUCAAGCUAUGGAUCUCCUCAAGUUCAACCAGAGCCAAUCCAAGCUCCCUCCAACAGCUAUGGAGCUGCUGCCCCGGCACCACAACGGGCUGCGUCCUCAAGCUAUGGACGGCCACAAAUUGAUUCCCAGAUUGCUUCUCCUAGCACUCAAUCUUUAAGUCGACAAUCUCUUGGUGAAGCCAACCCUGUUGCUAUUUUGAGAUCCGUCUUUAAUACCCCAGGGAGUGAGGGCUUUGAGCGUUCUUAUGAUUUCUCAUUUGAAGCAGAUAAUGGCAUCUCUCAAGAAUCUUCGGGCGAACUCAAAACCAUUGAGGAUACAGAGGUGUACGUAAUGAGAGGAUCAUACUCAUACACAGGAGCCGACGGAGCCGACUAUGUUGUCACUUGGGUUGCUGACGAGAAUGGCUACCGUGCUGAUGCAAAGCACUUGCCAAUUGCAGUUGAAAUUCCAUUUGAAGAUCAACGUCAAGCGGUGGCUGCGCAAAUCCGAUUUGCUCAAGAAGACAAUGCAACUGAGAAAUCUGCAUCCCAAAAAUCCUAUCAGUCCUAGAAAACAAGAAAUAUUGCAAUAUGUUGGGUCAAAACCUCUGGCAGGUCUAAUUAUUUAUCAACGAAAUUGUUUCCACUUUUCAUUAGUUAUUAUGAUUGAUAACCUGAGGCAUUAAAUUAUUGAUAUCUUUAAAAAUAAGAUACACAAUUGAGCCUUAAGCUCAAACUCUUAUUUAACCGAGUUA